Molecule: messenger RNA, 1263 nt
Organism: Prunus dulcis (almond)
Lineage: Eukaryota; Viridiplantae; Streptophyta; Magnoliopsida; Rosales; Rosaceae
Product: protein trichome birefringence-like 19
Exons: 2
Coding region: 1-1263 (420 amino acids)
Cellular component (GO): Golgi apparatus
Molecular function (GO): O-acetyltransferase activity
Source: RefSeq, a predicted model, not a curated record
AUGAAGUUUCAUGCCAUUGAUCUCCCUAAUGGAAAAUACACACAACCCAACAACAGCCACAAAAAUAUUUUUCUGCUAGCCCUGACCUUAGUUCUGCUCACUACAAUCCCUCUCUGUCUAAACAACAUCUCAAAUUCCCCAUUGCCGUCUCCUAAGAACAAUGCCGGCGGUUCAAAAAGCAUCGAAAAAGAAGAUCAAUGCCAAAUAUUUAAUGGGAACUGGGUUCCAUGUCCUGAUGGACCUGCUUACUACACAAAUGAAACUUGCAAUCUGAUCAUUGAUGAGCAAAACUGCAUGAAGUUUGGGAGACCUGAUACGGAGUUCAUGAAAUGGAGGUGGAAGCCUGAUGCUUGUGAGUUGCCCUUGUUUGAUGCAGCUCAGUUCUUGGAGCUUGUUAGAGGCAAGUCAUUGGCUUUCCUUGGUGACUCUGUGGGAAAGAAUCAAAUGCAGUCAUUGCUUUGCCUCUUAGCCAGUGUGGCUUAUCCUGAGGACAUUUCUCAUAAAUAUUCGUCAAACACAGAUUACUUCAAGCGCUAUGUCUACAAUGAUUACAAUUUCACCAUAGCAACUCUCUGGUCCCCCUACUUGGUUAAAUCUAGAGACGCAGAUCCUAGUGGACAUGACAUCAACAGCCUCAUGAGCCUCUACUUAGAUGAGCCCGACGAGGCAUGGCUAACUCAGGUCGAACAAUUCGACUAUGUGAUCGUCUCAGCAGGACAAUGGUUCUUCCGGCCACUAAUGUACCAUGAAAAUGGUCACGUUAUCGGGUGUCACAAGUGCGAAAAAGACAGCAUGACGUCGUUUGUCACCUCCUACGGAUACAGAAAGGCCUUUCAAACGGUGUUUAGAACCCUUCGAAGCCUUAAAAACUACAAGGGGGUGACAUUUCUGAGGACGUUUUCUCCCUCACACUUCGAAAACGGGGCAUGGAACGAGGGAGGGAACUGUGUGAGGACAAGUCCUUUUACCAAAGAAGAAACGAAGCUAGAUGGGUAUGUUUUGGAAAUGUACUUGACUCAAGUGGAGGAGCUAAAAGCAGCACAAGAGCAAGGCCUGCAAAGAGGCCUGCAGUUUAGGUUGAUGGACACAACAGAAGCUAUGUUGCUGAGGCCUGAUGGACACCCAAACUUCUAUGGACACUCACCUCAUAGGAAUAUGACUCUUGCCGACUGUGUUCACUGGUGCUUGCCAGGCCCCAUUGAUACGUGGAAUGAGAUCUUGCUGUCUAUGUUGAAGACGGGGUACAGGCCAUCUCGAUUAUAA